Molecule: messenger RNA, 1671 nt
Organism: Chondrus crispus (carragheen)
Lineage: Eukaryota; Rhodophyta; Florideophyceae; Gigartinales; Gigartinaceae
Exons: 2
Coding region: 1-384 (127 amino acids)
Source: RefSeq, a predicted model, not a curated record
AUGGUUUGCUGCACGGCGCAUCCGCAUCCGCGCAGCAAGAAUAAAAAACUCACCAGAAAAAUUGAGCGCGCGCAGCGUCCGCUGGGCCCGCGGCAUCCAGACCUGUUAGGAAAGCAUUAUCUCAACGGUUGUCCUGACACCUCGAUCCGCUUUCCGAGAACGCCUCCCGCUGCACCUCCCUUCCUCCCUUGUGCACUCCCCACAAUCGCCCGAUCGAUGCUCUGUUCUUGUCAAAGAGCAGAUCGAACAUCCCAUUUGACUGUCGUGUUCGUUGUUGCCGUUGCUCGCGGCACGACAAAUCGAAAUCGCCAGCACAAGAAUCAUUCCGCCUUGCAAUACGCACGCUAUUGCCAUAAGAGGCGUGCCAGAGAUGAAAAUUCUUGACAAAGUGGAAUUUCAAGACGAAUGUAAUCAGUUUCAAGCGUCGUAUGUCACCUUCCACGACGGUGAGAAUUAUUACAAAGCUCAGUCAUCGGUUCUUGUACCGGAGAAAAUAGACGAAUGCAACGUCGCGACGUUGAGCAGUGUCCUCAUUCCACAACAUCACAUCUUCCCGUUAUAUGACCACAAUCUCAGCGUCAGUCAAUCGCAUAUUGUCGAGACUGGAUAUGUGAAGAUACCGAAGCUAUUUCGCUACAACGCCAAUGAACCUGACAAGAUACCUGCUCGUUUCUUGUGCGAAGCGCAAGUGCUCGAGGCUUUGUCAAAGAGCCCGCAUCCCAACGUUGUGAGAUAUAUGGGCUGCGUAGUGAAGGAAAAUCGCGUAGUUGGUCUGUGUCUAGAGAGAUGCGUCGAAACUUUAUACCAACGAACUUGGUUAAAAAGAGAAAAAGUAGACAAUAUGAAAGUAGUUGAUAGUGUGCGACGUGGUGUAAGCCAUCUCCACCAGCUCGGAUACUGUCACAACGACAUCAGUCUCGAAAACAUCAUGUUUCGCGAAGACGAUUCGAUUACAAUAGUGGACUUUGACUCAUGUCAACGAACUGGAGACAGGUUGGGGUCGAAGAAAGGAACUCCGGGCUUCUGUGAUGAAGCCGCUACUAUGUCUAGGCCUGAGAACGACUUUUAUAGCCUCGGCAAGGUGGAGGCAUAUCUACGAACCGGUAAACUGUUUCCGUAGUGAGGCCGUUGUACUCACCGGCACAUUGCGAUACUUCGUAUCCGAAGAUAAGCGUCAACGUGUAAUCGCAUCCUCUGCCUCUGCGCAGACUCUGAUUUUUUCCCCACCUCCUCAUCCGCUUUGUUUCUACUGCGUGGCUCGUUGGCAAGUUGGACAACCAUUUGCGCGUCUCGAUACGUUCACAGCACGUCAAUACGCUUCAAAUCAAUGACGGCGCCACCGCAGGGGACUUUAUUUUCGUGGAGGUUGACAGAAUGUUGGAAAGAAGCGGAGAGAGGACCAGAAGGAAAAGCGAUAAUUGAGUUGCUGGGAAUGGUGGUCAGGAUAAAACGCAUCUGUCGAAAGCGGUUGCACUUGAGCUGGUCGAUGCGAUAAUCAGCGAUUUAACUGGUCUCGAUCCGAUGCUGGAGUCGCCAGCCAAAUGGGAUUUUGGCUUGCACAAGUAUGCCCGAGAGAGUGGGUCGCGCCCGCGUUCACGAUUUCCAUCUUGACAACACGACAUCGCUAGAGCCGUGCAAAAAGUACUCCUUUACUGGCUUCAACCUACUGUA